AGGAGCGCAGAGUGAGAGUGAGCCGGACGCUCCGGGAGGUGAGGGGGGCGGGGGGAGCAGCGCCGCGGCCGCCGCCGCCUCCGCCUCCACCGCCUGGGACGAGGGGGUGGGGGACGGACGAGCCCCGAUGCCGGGGGAGACGGAAGAGCCGAGACCCCCGGAGCAGCAGGACCAGGAAGGGGGAGAGGCGGCGGCGGCCAGGGCGACUCCGGCGGAGCCCCCACCUCAGCCCCCGGAGAGGAAGGCCGAGUACCCCCGCCGGCGGAGAAGCAGCCCCAGCGCCAGGCCGCCCGACGCCCCGGGGCCGCAGUCCCAGGCCGCGAAGCCCCCGUCUCCAGCUCAGGGCAAGAAGAGUCCGCGACUCCAAUGCGUGGAAAAAGUAACAACUGACAAAGAUCCCAAGGAAGAGAAAGAGGAAGAUGACUCUCCCCUCCCUCAGGACGUCUCCAUCGCUUCCACGCGGUCCAGCAGAGGCUGGCGCAGCAGCAGCAGGACGUCUGUCUCUCGGCACCGCGACCCGGAGAACACCCGGAGCUCUAGGUCCAAGACUGGUUCGUUGCAGCUCAUCUGCAAAUCAGAACCAAAUACAGAUCAGCUGGAUUAUGAUGUUGCAGAAGAACAUCAGUCUCCAGGUGGCAUUAGUAGUGAUGAUGAUGAGGAGGAGGAGGAGGAGAUGUUAAUCAGUGAAGAAGAAAUACCAUUCAAAGAUGACCCCAGAGAUGAGACAUACAGACCCCAUUUAGAAAGGGAAACCCCAAAGCCACGGAGAAAAUCAGGGAAGGUGAAAGAAGAGAAAGAGAAGAAAGAGAUUAAAGUGGAAGUCGAGGUGGAAGUGAAAGAAGAGGAGAAUGAAAUUAGGGAGGACGAAGAGCCUCCUAGGAAGAGAGGAAGAAGGCGAAAAGAUGACAAAAGUCCACGAUUACCCAAAAGGCGGAAAAAGCCUCCUAUCCAGUAUGUCCGUUGUGAGAUGGAAGGAUGUGGAACUGUCCUUGCUCACCCUCGCUACUUGCAGCACCACAUUAAAUAUCAACAUUUGCUAAAGAAGAAAUAUGUAUGUCCCCAUCCGUCCUGUGGGCGACUCUUCAGACUCCAGAAGCAGCUUUUGCGACAUGCCAAACACCAUACAGAUCAAAGGGAUUAUAUCUGUGAAUACUGUGCUCGGGCCUUCAAGAGCUCCCACAACCUGGCAGUGCACCGCAUGAUCCACACCGGCGAGAAGCCGCUCCAAUGCGAGAUCUGUGGCUUUACUUGUCGACAAAAGGCAUCCCUGAAUUGGCAUAUGAAGAAGCAUGAUGCAGACUCCUUCUACCAGUUCUCUUGUAAUAUCUGUGGCAAAAAGUUUGAGAAGAAGGACAGCGUGGUGGCGCACAAAGCAAAAAGCCAUCCUGAGGUGCUGAUUGCUGAAGCACUGGCUGCCAACGCAGGCGCCCUCAUCACCAGCACGGAUAUCUUGGGCACUAAUCCGGAAGCCCUGACACAACCCGCGGACGGCCAGGGCCUUCCUCUUCUUCCUGAGCCCUUGGGAAGCUCCCCUUCUGCAGAGUGCCUGCUGCUGGGAGCUGAAGGCAUGUCAAAGUCAUACUGUAGUGGGACAGAACGGGUGAGCCUGAUGGCCGAUGGGAAGAUCUUUGUGGGCAGUGGCAGCAGCGGGGGCACUGACGGGCUGGUCAUGAACUCAGACAUACUCGGUGCUACCACAGAGGUUCUGAUUGAAGAUUCAGACUCUACUGGACCCUAGAGAAAGGAAGACUCUGGGCACUGGGACAGCUCAGACUUUGUAUUUAAAAGAUAAAAAGGACAAAAAAAAAAUUUAAAGCAUUUAAAAAUCUAGUAAAAUAACUGAAGGGCCUGCUCUUUCCAUUGUGGAUCACAGUACAUACACCCCGUCCUCUCUUACCCUCUGUUGUCCCCUUUAUAAAAUCGAAGUUGCCUUUAUCAGAAAGGUAGACAAAAAAGAAGCAACAGCUUUUAAUGUGAGGGUUGUCCUCACGCUCACUUCCAGCCAGGCCAACUCCUACGGCAAGUCCCCUUUUCCAACCUGUAACUCCAGUGUGCUCUGGAUCAGCUUUUAACUCUUACUGGUAUGACUGUCCUCAAAGCCCCUUCUCCUUUACGCUGCCCUGUAGUUCUGGCUUCUACCCGCUGCGGCACAUGUACCCUCAAAGUAUCACAGAAUUCUAAUCCCUGGAGGCUGGCAGCUUGACUUGGCACUUUAGGGCCCCCUAGCAGGGUGAGCUGUUAAAACAGCACACACCUCACCCCCUUCCCUCCACUCCCCACUGGGUUUUGGAAAAGAGGGAUACCUGGGGACCACCUCCCUCCUCUGACCCCAGCACCCAGCACCCAGCCCCCUCCCAACACUUCUAUUUGGUUCUCAUUGGUGCUCACUUGUUUGGAAGCAGGCUCCCCGCGGGGAGGGGGCUGCCCUCAGCUUGGUCUUUGACCAUGAAAGGGCUCUCUCAGUGAGACAGAAAAGUCCCAGAUUAAUGGCAGGAAUUUGCACUUUGAACAUGUGUGUUUUUGUGUUGUGGAACCUGAAAUUCCUUAUUUAUUAACGGAAAGUCUGAUUUUUUUUUUUUUUUUUUGUCUUCGUUGGUAUAUUUUGUGGGGCUGGGUGAGAUUAGGUUAUUCUGCUGUGGGGUCCUUUUCGUAAGAGGUACUUUUGAAGGAAGAUAGUUUGAAGAAACACAGCCAGCCUCUCACAUCAUAGCUCUCCCCAGUGGCCUUUGAAGAAAGCUGGUCCGCAGCACUAACAGAAUCACUACAGUAGCCUAGUGUUUUUUGGAAGCCUUUUUAGGAAAGGGUGUUCGGCUCAUGGUAAUUAGUGCUCUUUGAGUUUUUAGAGCAUUGCGAUUAAGGAAUUUUGAGGGGAAGAGGAGGGUUUGUCCAGGGUCUGAAUUCAGAUAAAAGAUUUUCUCUUGUGAAUUCUCUUUCUUGUCCUCAUCGUUCACACUUGCCUUUCUGUGGGCUGACUGGGCCCCUCGCUUUGUUUUUGCUUUGUUUCAUCACUGGUCCGUCCGCGCUUGGGGCGGAUGCUGCCUCUUGGAGGAGCAGGCUGGGAGCCCCAGUCAGGGCAGAGCUGCCCUUCCCCUGUAAGGAUGCUUUGGGAGGGGCCAGACCUCAGUAGCUGAAGUAGUAUUUGUUGGACGACUUAGGCUUUCCCCUGGAGCUCUGGGGAUCACCACUUUGCUUGAGAAUAGGGGUUCUCUUGGGGUGGUUGCUGUCACUGUCACUGGGAAGAGUUGGGGCGUGUUUUUGGUGUUCACAACUCUGAGGGCUCAAAACCUAUUCUGGAGGUUUCUCCAGAGUUCCGAGGGCAAGGCCUGACUGCCGGUGUGUCCCAGAGCUGGAAUUCAAGGCUGCCCUCUUCACUGUCUGUCAAAGUAGGAUGACUGUAGGAAAGAAUGAGGUUGUGCUGAGAACAAAAUAAGGGACCGCUUGUUUUUCAGAAACACUGAAACUGCAAAGUUUAUCAAUUUUCUCUCUGAUUUGUUUUUUCCCAAAAAGAGGAGUAACAAAAUGUCACAUCUGAAAGAGGCCUGCUUUCCGCCCACUGGUGUCAGUGGUUGGGAUGCCGGGCGCGGGGUGAAACACCUACAGUGAGCCGCCUUAGAGCACCAUUGUUUCUUCUCAGAGCGCUGCAAAUAUGUCGCCCCAGCGGGGGUGGGGGGUGGAGAAUGAACUGGGGCUGGGCGGUGUCCAAUGUGCCUUUGUGCCCACGCUCGGUUUGGGGCUGACACUGGUGUGUGGCGUGGACUUGACCCCGUGACUGGGGGGUCGCGGGUCUAGCACGACGUGGGUCUGCCGGGAAGUGCCCUUGGUCCCCCUCGCUGGCUGUGUCUGGACCCCGCACUGCCUUCGGCCUCUGUCCCGCUCCCCUCACCUCCCAGCCCCGUGCAUCCUUCGCGGUGGUCACUCAUCGGACGCUUUCGCUACCUACACAAAAGCAAACUGCAUUAAAACAAAAACUAAAAGAUGGAGGGAGAAUUAGGUUCUUUCUGUGUCACACUCCUCUCCCCACCAAAAGCAACUGUUUUUCUUUUUUUGUCCUUUUCAAGCAAUUUGCUUUGUGACAUUUUCGGUCCACUUUCCUACAGUUUGAAAAUUUCUGUAGCGGUUUGCAGUACAUUUUAAAAUAUUUUCUUGGACUUUUGUUUUUCCUUGUGAGGGAAAGGAAUGUGGCAUAGCAGAGGCUGGGUAUGUGUGACCUGUGGCUAGCCGUCGUCCCUUACCUCUCUGCUCCUGGGCUCGGGCCUUGCUGUCCCAGGGAGCUCUUUGACUCCUCAGUCUGCGUUUCCUGUCUUAGGCAAAGCCUGUUCCUCUUAACUUCCCAACGCCUGUUCUCCUUCCUGAAUUGGCAGCUUUAAAUUUUGAAAAUGUAGGUGAGAGAAGUACCCAGGGGAUGUGAUGUUCCCGCCUUUGUAGUUGCUGAGGGUUAUUUUGCAUUACUGACUCACUGUGCUUCAGAGUGUUGAGAUAAAGUGGUCAGGAUUAUUGGGAGUUGAAAAAAUGAAGAUACGGAAAAGCAUCCUCGUAGAGCACUUGAACCUCCUUUGUGUUUGGAGAAAAAAUAGAGUGUACUAAAAACCUAGCUAAGGUUUUUACAGUCUGGGUGUUUGAAGUUACCAUUUUCCCUCCUUUUCCCCACUUUUCAAUGUACUCAAGAAAAUUGAAAAUUGUAAUGGAUCAAUUUAAGAUAUUUUAUUUCCUAAAAACCUUUUUUGCCUGUUGUAAUGUGCAGGACCCUUCUCCUUGAUGGGAGAGACAGGUAGUUACCUGAAAUCUAGGUCGAAAAGGUUAUGUAAAAAGAAAUUAUAAUAAAAGGGAUACUCUGCUUUUCAAAUCCUUGUUUUCUCUUAAUCUAGUAAGACAUAUCCAAAAUAAAUAUGUAAAGAAGAAAAAUAAAAGUUGUCUUCAUGGAAGCAGCUGGUCUUCCUGGUUGUACUGAGCGAGUCACAGAUGUCCUGGGGUGACAUGGUUGGUGCUGCUGAGAGCCCAGCGCCUCGGCUCAGGACGACGCCACUGGGCCGCCACUGGGCCGCCGCCGCGCUCCUCCGAAUCUGGUGCUGGCUUUGGACUCCGCUUGUGUUUUCAUUUGAUCUGAUGCUGAGAUGCCACGUCCUGUGUGGCCCUUAGACUCGGAAAUCUCUCCCGCGGAUUUCUAACCAGGAAAGUAGCUCUGUUGGAGUAAAACGUUGAGGCUGCUGUAAGAGUAAAGCGACUGAUGGCAAAAGUGGUAGCACUGA
Condylura cristata (star-nosed mole) is the source of this 5246-nucleotide messenger RNA. RefSeq names its product ZFP91 zinc finger protein (gene ZFP91). The record is from RefSeq and is a predicted model, not a curated record. Gene Ontology annotation, cellular component: nucleus. Lineage: Eukaryota; Metazoa; Chordata; Mammalia; Eulipotyphla; Talpidae. Gene Ontology annotation, biological process: regulation of transcription by RNA polymerase II. The transcript is spliced from 12 exons. Bases 128 to 1738 code for a protein of 536 amino acids.